This is a messenger RNA of Sphaeramia orbicularis (orbiculate cardinalfish), 2057 nucleotides long. It is a transcript of the gene cdpf1, whose product is annotated as cysteine rich DPF motif domain containing 1. Lineage: Eukaryota; Metazoa; Chordata; Actinopteri; Kurtiformes; Apogonidae. The record is from RefSeq and is a predicted model, not a curated record. The annotation marks the transcript as partial. The transcript is spliced from 3 exons.
AAGUAUAAGCGAAGCCCCUCAGAAAUAUUUACCUGCCAGUUGUGUGGUUUAAGCAGCCCUUUUACAUACUACGGCCAGAAACCACCAAACACCAGAGCUAUAGUGCUGCUUGAGGAGUGUUUUGUGACUAAGGACCCGUUCAGUCCGGAUAAGGAGAAGUUUCUGGUGCUGGGCUCUACCUGUAGCAUGUGCAGCAGCUGUGUGUGUGUUGGAUCGGAUUGCAGUCUUUUCUACACCAAGAGGUUCUGCAUGCAGUGUGUGAACAAGUACUUGGACCAGUUCCCUCAUCAGAUUCAGGCUGAGCUGGCCAAGAAGAGGCAAAGCUCCAAGACUGCUGUGUCCUGACUCUGGGCAAUAGGUCCAUAUCCUGACAAACAUCUGAAUAGCUUUUGUCAUAAAGAUGGGAUAAGAUUUGGUUUUUUUUUUUUCCCCCAGUACUUUUGAUCCAAACCAAACUGAGGGAACACCAUGUUUUUGUGCUCUGGAUAGUGUUUAUCAAGCUAACACUACUCUUGUGGUAGGUUAGCUUAAAAGGUUCUGUUUAUUUUACAGUUAAAAUUGGGAAAUUGGUGCAGAAAGACAGCCACAUUGACAAUCCAAAUCCAUUUUUGACUGUAGCAUUUGUCAUAGAGGUGUCUUCAAGACCCGUUUCAUGUUUCUGUUACCUUUGCAAUGGACAGAAGGCAGUAACACAUAGACAGUCUGUCUUUGAACUUGAUGAAUUAUGGGUGUUGCAAAGUUUUUAGUAGGCUUUCAUAUGACAUAACACAAUUUUAUUGCUUUUUGGCAACAUACAAUAUGUUAACAUUAAUAUUGAUAUGAUGUGUUUUGACAAGUGUAUGCUCUGUUGACUUCUGUGAAGCCGUAACAAUCUAUUUUACUAUGUUUCUCUGUCUUAAAGUAUAUAAAUGUUACACAGUAAUCUGUCUGGGUUUUGUUUAAACCCUGGGUCAAAAUGUUACACCCUAAGAUUUUUGAAUUAAUGUUGUAGCAUUGUAUCAGUUACACUUUGUUGUGUUGCUGAGCCCCAUUUUUUCAGUUUUUACAGUUUACAAUGUCAGACUGAACUUCAUAACAAAUGUAUGUAGCCAAAAUAUUGAGUGAUCCUCAAGUUUUCAUCUCAGGAAUCAGUCUUUACGACACUGUGCUCAGUUUGUAGCAGCAUAAACACAUUAUGCAUUAAGUGAGAUCCCGGCGAUAACACUGAAAUAACAGAUGGCCUCGCUGUAUUUAUCACGAGAUGUUUGACUUCUUUUUCAAGGGUUAAUUGAAACAGCAUGGUCCUUAAAGGCAGGCCCAGUGUUUUUCUUUUUUUUUCUUUCUUUUUUUUUUUUUUUAUUGCCAAUUGCUGCUGAGGAAUGUAGAGUGACACUCGCUUUAGAGUGAGUGAGCUAGGACAUCACGAACUCCUGUGCACAAGUGGCGUUUACUCUGAUGCCUUCACCAAUUUCCACAUGUUGCCUAAAUUAAUUUAACCACUCUGGAGUCUUGACAUGAAAACUAAUUGUACACUCAAAUGACUUUUUUUUUUUUAAAGAUACAUUGUGAAAACACACAAGGCUGUGUGUGACUGUCAAAGUCUUAAAAACAUCUUGUUUCCUUUCUUGUGUACAAGCAAUUACACGUAGUGAGACACACAAACCAGCCCUGUGGCACCAGUGGCAAAGUCUGACAGCGAUAGGCACACUGCCAAUGAUGACGGAAGGCUUUCUGCCCAUAAGCUGAUGUCAUCCACUACCAGGAGGCAGAUCUGUGGGGGUUUUUUGGGCCAUUUUCCUGCAUUAAACCGAGCUGUAAUCGUCCUCCUAUAACCUUGAAUCUGUAACAGAACAGAUUUACACUGAUUGAAUCAUGUGUGCCUGAGCCAUUUAUGUGACACCAAAUCAGAUCAAGCUGUGAUAUCUGUCAGCACUAGCACAGUCAUUUGGUGAUUGAUUUAUGUGAUAGUGUUGCCAGCCUGGAGCGAGAGCUUGGCACAGCACUGCUGCUGGAAGACUAAUCUUUUCAUAUAUUGUUUUCUUAUCAGGAUUUACACUUGAGACAACGGCUUGAUUAUU